ACUGGACUUGGCUCUGACAAGCCUGCUCUCUCCUGCAGAUGAUCCUGAGAGACCUGUGUCGCUUCAUGUUUGUCUACCUUGUUUUCUUGUUCGGGUUUUCCACAGCGGUGGUGACACUGAUUGAGGAUGGGAAGAAUAACUCUGUGCCAGCUGAGUCCACAUUGCACAGGUGGCGAGGGCCAGGCUGCCGGCCUCCUGACAGCUCCUACAACAGCCUUUACUCCACAUGUCUGGAGCUUUUCAAGUUCACCAUUGGUAUGGGUGAUCUGGAGUUCACAGAGAACCUUGACUUCAAGGCUGUCUUCAUCAUCUUGUUGCUGGCCUACGUGAUUCUCACCUAUAUUCUUCUGCUGAACAUGCUCAUUGCCCUCAUGGGUGAGACUGUCAACAAGAUUGCGCAGGAGAGCAAGAACAUCUGGAAGCUACAGAGAGCUAUCACCAUCCUGGACACGGAGAAGAGCUUCCUUAAAUACAUGAGGAAGGCCUUCCACUCAGACAAGCUGUUGCAAGUGGGGUACACACCUGAUGGCAAGGAUGACUAGAGGUGGUGUUUCAGGGUGGAUGAGGUCAACUGGACCACCUGGAACACCAAUGUAGGUAUCAUCAAUGAAGACCCGGGCAACUGUGAGGGCAUCAAGCGCACCCUGAGCUUCUCCCUGUGGUCAGGCAGAGUUUCAGGAAGAAACUGGAAGAACUUUGCCCUGGUUCCCCUUUUAAGAGAUGCAAGUACAAGAGAAAGGCCCUCUGCUCAACCAGAGGAAGUUCAUCUGAGACACUUUGCAGGGUCCCUCAAGCCAGAAGAUGCUGAGGUCUUCAAGGAUCCUGUUGCUUGAGGGGAAAAGUGAGGGACCCCUCUAGGGUACUCCUAACACUGUUGGGCCUCAGAAUAUCUCACUGUGGAGGGAACAACAGGGCCCUCUCAGCAGCCUGGCUUGGCCUGUGCCUGCCCAGGCACUUUCCUCCCCUGCUCUGCACAAGCUACGGGAAGCAUUGUUGGGUGCAUGGGGAGAGCUAGUCAUCCAGCCUUACUGUCCCCAAGGGAGUCUCCCACCAGGAAAUUAUUUUGCUCUCAUAUUUUUACUAACUUUGUUAGGUAUCAUGAAUGAUGAAUCUUGUGUGGACAUAUGUGAUGCCAUUGUUUUAUUUUAUAUAAAUAGGAGUGAAUGUAAAUGAGGCCCAGGAAAACACCUCUUGGAACAAAACAAAACAUGUCCUUUGAAGUAAACUG
Mustela lutreola (European mink) is the source of this 1228-nucleotide messenger RNA. RefSeq names its product transient receptor potential cation channel subfamily V member 1-like. Gene Ontology annotation, molecular function: calcium channel activity. Gene Ontology annotation, biological process: calcium ion import across plasma membrane. The record is from RefSeq and is a predicted model, not a curated record. The transcript has 5 exons. Gene Ontology annotation, cellular component: membrane. Bases 39 to 542 code for a protein of 167 amino acids. Lineage: Eukaryota; Metazoa; Chordata; Mammalia; Carnivora; Mustelidae.